Messenger RNA from Annulohypoxylon maeteangense, 3366 nucleotides. Its product is annotated as putative GARP complex component. The record is from RefSeq and is a predicted model, not a curated record. Gene Ontology annotation, molecular function: syntaxin binding. Gene Ontology annotation, biological process: Golgi to vacuole transport; retrograde transport, endosome to Golgi. The transcript is spliced from 2 exons. The coding region runs from base 1 to 3366 and encodes 1121 amino acids. NCBI's taxonomy places the organism in Eukaryota, Fungi, Ascomycota, Sordariomycetes, Xylariales, Hypoxylaceae. Gene Ontology annotation, cellular component: GARP complex.
AUGUUCUCUAACGCCGAAGCUCGCAAGUCUGUCGACAGCUUGCCACCUCUGUCUCCUCAUGGUCGAUCCGAGUUCCCCUUCCACCGACCAGGCUCAUCUGCUUUUCCGAAGGCACGAAGAGGCUCGACUGCAAGUUCCAUCGCAAGCUCGAUACAUUCUAUUGGCGGUCAUCUAGACACAUCUAGUAGCUGGUCUCAGACGGUCCAUGAAACAGGGCAGAAUGCUAUCUCCACUUUACUACAACCUCCCAUAGUACGGACGGGUUUACUUCCACAUACAUCAGCCCCUGCUUCGAGUGCUCACAGGCCGCCGACCGCACGAGAUAUACCGCCCGUCACCUUGACGAGCAUACCACAUAUCGAUAACGAUGACUUCAAACCAUACUUGGCGCAGGUAGGAGCAUUGUACGAACAAUUAAGGCGUGUAAAGGAGAGUGAUGAUGAUGGUAGCGACCAUAUAUUUGGACGUGGUAGAGCUGAAGAACACAAUGGCGUGACAGAUGAAAGCCACCUAAAACCAGGCAGUCGCCCAGGGAGCUCGCGGAAAGUAUCUGGGUCAUCGAUUAGAUCAGUCUCUCCUAUCGAUUCACCUCCCGCGCGCACAAUACGAAGGAGGUCCAGUUCUGGAUUCAGUCGAAAAGCAUCGGUCCAAGGUCCACCUCCCCUAUCUACCAUUCCAAAUGUCUACUUCGACGACGAUUUCCACCUAGAGAAUCCCCGAACGUUUGAUGUCGUUACCGAACGGUCCGAAGUUGUUAGACCACCGCCCGGGUCUGUGGAAGAAAAGACUACUGUGAAUGGGAAUGCCCCACCCCCACGCAAGAAUCUUGCUACAAACGCGAUAUUGCAAGAGAAGCUAUCGUGGUAUAUGGACACGAUCGAGAUGCACCUCAUUUCCUCUAUUUCGACAGCUUCCACCACCUUCUUUACGGCCUUAGGAUCGUUAAGAGAACUACACACUGAAGCAGCCGGAUCAGUCGACAGAAUAAAGACGUUGCGAAAGGAGCUUUUGGCUCUCGACCAGGAGAUUGCGGCUAGUGGGCUAGAUGUUGUUCAUAAGCAACGUCGACGCGAGAAUUUGCAACAGCUAAACGAUGCUGUCAAGCAGUUGAAGGAAAUUGUCGAGUCGGUCGCGGCAUGUGAAGAAUUGGUGGAUUCGGGAGAAAUUGAAAAAGCUUUGGCUAGUAUUGAUUCUCUAGAGAAACUGAUCGCCGGCGAACGAAUACCUCAUCCCAAACAAGACGAACACCCUGGCUAUCAACUGCGCGAUUUGAGAGAUGCCGUUGCCCUUCAGGGUGUGAACGGUGAUAUAUCUACAUUACGGUUUCGUAUUGGCAAAGCAUUUGAGACCAAGUUCAUGGACAUAUUAUUGGGUGACUUAAGACGUCAUGUCGAUACCGUCUCAGCCCAAGAUGUCCUCCUCAGAUGGAGUAGUGCAGCGAUGCGGGCCCGUGGAGCACCAAGCAGAGAAUCGUCAGCCUUUCCGGCUUAUUUGUCCGCAACUGACGACCUCCGCUCGCAGCUCAUGCCUAUACUAGAUGGACUACACCGCUCAAAGCAUGUGACAAUUGCUAUAGCAUCCUAUCGAGAGGUAGUCUUGCGCGAGAUCCGACUGCUUAUUAAAAGACCGCUUCCAACAUCCAACGACGACGACAAUGAAUCUAUGAUGUCUGCAUCUACGAUGAAUUCAAAACGUCUAACCCAACAGGAGAAAUCGUCCAUUCUCGCGCGGAACCUUCGAGCACUGGAUGAACAGGACGCCGAAGAUCUCUUCGUUAAGAUUUACACCAGCGUCACAGAAACAUUGCGAAGGUUAGGUACCCAGAUGAAAGUGCUGUUUGAUGUAGCGAGUUCGUUAGGACAGCAACCCAUCACCGAUGCCCCCUUGAAGUCACCGAAUCCUCUAAAAUCACCGCCUCUUAACAGUGCAAAUCGUGAUCUACAGGAAGAUAUCCAUCUUACUAUGGACAUGGCAAAUCUUCUCGGCCAGGCAGUUGAUACAUCUCAAGAAAAGAUUGUAAAGGUGCUUCGAGUCCGAUCUGACCAGAGCUCUCAUCUGCCCUUGAUAUGGUUCCUACGGUAUUUCACUCUGAACCUUUAUUUUGCAAAUGAAUGCGAAGCAAUUUCUGGCAGAAGUGGAACGUCUCUGAAGAAUAUUGUCAAUUCCCAAAUUAAGGAGUUCAUCCAAUCACACGGCGACGCAGAGAAACAGAAAUUAGCUCAAGGCAUGGAAUCCGACCAGUGGAGCGCUAAAGAUUUUAACGAAGAGAAUAACGUUUUACUUAACCGCAUAUUAGAAAGCAGCACAAAAGACAACGCUGCCUGGUCGGAAGGAAGCAAAAUCUGGAUACCAUUCGAUGAUGCAGGGGCCAAGGAAAACACUAACGGUCGACCAAGGUCCGAAUCUAACGCAGCGGGCAAGGAAAAGACGCGCAGUGCGAUCAUAGACGGGGAGACGUUCAUCCUACCUAACUCGGCCAUCCUCUGCUUAGAGGGGAUGUCCCACUUCCUACAUCUCGUCACCGGAAUCCCCUCCAUGGCCUCGGACAUCUCCAGCUCCCUAAUCGCAUACUUACAAUUAUUCAACUCGCGAUGCACGCAGCUUAUCCUCGGCGCAGGCGCAACCAAGUCCGCCGGCCUAAAGAACAUUACUACGCGGCACCUAGCGCUCGCAUCGCAAGCACUAUCCUUUAUAUCGACACUAAUCCCACACGUCCGCGAGUUCGCCCGACGCCAUGCGGGUUCCGGCCCCAACGUCAACAACGGGAACGUAGCGAACCUAAUGGGCGAGUUCGACAAGGUGCGGCGGCUAUUCCAAGAGCACCAGAACAGCAUCUACGACAAGCUCGUGGAGAUCAUGGGCGGACGCGCCGCAGCGCACGCUAAGAGCAUGAAAGCGCUGGACUGGGACCGCGACGGAGAGGUUACGGUCGAUCUAUUCAUGGAGACGUUGUGCAAGGAGACCGUCACGUUGCAUAGGGUGCUCACGAAGCAUUUGCCGGAAGGCACGGUUAGGUUCAUCAUGACGCCUGUUUUUGAGAGCUAUAAGAGCCAGAUCGGGAAGACUAUGCAGGGGCUUGAGGUUGGGGAAGUGGGGGCGAGGAGGAUGGAGUCCGAUAUCGAGUAUCUCAUCGGCCGACUCAGCAAGAUCGAUGGGUUUGGCGAUACGGGGGAUAGUCUUCUCGCGAUCGCUGUGUCGAAGAAGCCGGAACCUAAGCCGGAACCUGUUAAGGUGGAGACGAAGAACGCAGAGCCGGAGAGGAAGGAGAGUGGUGAGGGGAAUGGGGAUAAGAAGAGCAGUAGCUCGGAUGAAUCGCCGGGUGAGGAGACCAAGGAGAAGGAGAAGGUUGGGGAGGAGAGUAAGUAG